Messenger RNA from Staurois parvus, 652 nucleotides. The record is from the annotation of a GenBank genome assembly. NCBI's taxonomy places the organism in Eukaryota, Metazoa, Chordata, Amphibia, Anura, Ranidae.
GGGCCCCUGUACCCGCCUCCUCAUGCUGCUGCCAGGUCCAGAGUGUGUCAUGGCCCCCGUACCGACUCACAUCAUGCUGCUGCCCUAGGCCCGUUUAAUCUGUCAAGGCCCCUGUACUGCCUCCUCAUAUGCUGCUGCCAGGUCCACAGAGUAGUGUCAUCGGGUCCCUGUAACGGCCCUACCCAUUGCUGCUGCCAGGCCCGUAAUCUGCCAUGGCCCCCGUACCGACUCCUCAUGCUGCUGCUGGCCAUGCCCUACUCUGUCAUGGGCCCCUGUACCGCCUCCUCAUGCUGCUGCCAGGUCCAGAGUGUGUCAUGGGUCCCUGUAGCGGCCUCCCAUUGCUGCUGUCUCCUCAUCGCCACACUCUGCCAUGUGUCCACUUUCAGGUCUCCUCACACUGCUGGUGGUUUCCAUUUUUGUCCAUAGGUGCUGUAUGGCCUCCCAUUGCCACGCUGCCAAUCACCGCCACACUGUGGCUCCACACUCUGGUUUUGGCCCCGUGACUGCCCAAAUGAGUGAAGUGUGCGGUGAUUCUAUGAUCGACGGCACUCAUCUGCAUGUCAUACUGACUGUCCAGUAUUAUAUCUUCUUCCCCAGCAGGACUCCAAGGGCAUUUAAAUUAAAGGUACAGUGUUCUUGCACUAAAUUAUAA